AUGAUGAAAACAGAGCCUUCAGGAGAAAGAUCAACCCUCCGAAGUGCCUCUCCUCACAGGAACGCUUACAGAACUGAGUUCCAGGCGCUGAAAAGCACCUUUGACAAACCCAAAUCAGAUGGAGACCAAAAAGCGAAAGAGGAAGGAGAGGCCUUGCAGAGCAGAGGAAGGAAAUAUGGCUCAAAUGUCAAUAGGAUUAAGAAUUUGUUUAUGCAGAUGGGCAUGGAGCCCACUGAAAGUGCUGGCGUUACCCCGAAAUCCAGGGGGAAGGGUGGCCCUCCCUCGCCCCAGAGACGAGUUAGGCCCAAAGAAUUUGUAGAAAAAGCAGAUGGUUCCAUCGUCAAGUUGGAGUCGUCCGUCUCAGAGAGGAUCAGUAGGUUCGAUACUCUCCACGAUGGGCCUUCCUAUUCCAAGUUUACAGAGACCCGGAAGAUGUUUGAGCGGAACUCUCAUGAAACGGGACACUCCAAUCGCUAUUCCCCAAAGAAAGAGAAGGUGGUUUCCAGUGAGCUUCCAGAGGAGUGGUGUAGCUCCAAGUCUCAGAGAGGCAGCACUGACUCACUGGACAGCCUUAGCCCCAGGACAGAGACCGUCUCACCAACUGUCAGCCAGCUCAGCGCCGUGUUCGAGAAUGCUGACGUGCACAGCGCGGUCACUGUGGACAAGUCAGAAAACAGCGAGGAGUACUCCGUAACUGGACACUACCCUCUGAACCUCUCCUCCACUGUCACAAACAUCUCCUCCCCAGCUGCAGACUUUGAGGGCUUCAGCCCUUCAAAAGAUGGCACGUGGUCUCCCGCAGCCAAGCAGAAUGCAGGCAUGGUGUCGCCUGAGAGCUGUCAGCAGAACAGCAUGCCUUCGGCACCAAGGCAAAAGACAUCCACAGGCACUUUGGUAAGUUCAAAAACAAUUGAAGAAAUAAAGAAGAAUGCAGAGGUCAGUGCUGAUUCUCUUGAGAUCUCUGCAGCACAUCAACAGGAUUUGGUCAGCGUGCUUGACAGCGAAAGAUCUGUGAACAGCUGUGCUAGGAGUAAGUCAAAAACGGAGGCAGAAGUUUUGUUUCAGCAAAAGGAACGGUCAGAACACACAAAGGGUGUCUUUGAUAGCCCUGAAGCUGCAGAAUUGUCAAGGAAUGCAGCUUCAGGUAGUGAUUUUGCUACAAAUGCUGUUUCGGAUGCUACGGAGUCCCAAUAUGAUGAGGCAAGUGAAAAAGAAGUGCAAGAAGAUGGAAAUAAUUUACAGAGCUCCCACGUGUACAUGCACUCUGACUACAGCGUCUAUCGAGUACGCUCCAGAUACAGCUCUGACUGGGGAGAGACAGGGACAGAGCAGGAUGGUCAGGAUGACAGUGAUGACAAUAACUGUUACGAGCCUGAUAUGGAAUAUUCUGAAAUUAAUGGAUUGCCAGAUGAAGAUGAAAUCCCAGCCAACAGAAAAAUCCAGUUUAGCCGUGCUCCAAUUAAGGUUUUCAAUACAUAUUCCAAUGAAGACUAUGACAGGAGAAACGAUGAAGUUGACCCAGUGGCUGCAUCAGCUGAAUAUGAGCUUGAGAAGCGUGUGGAAAAGUUGGAGCUGUUCCCAGUUGAUCUAGAAAAAGAUGAAGAUGGACUUGGCAUAAGCAUUAUUGGAAUGGGAGUUGGAGCAGAUGCAGGCCUGGAAAAACUGGGAAUUUUUGUCAAAACAGUAACUGAAGGUGGGGCAGCAGAAAGAGAUGGCAGGAUCCAAGUGAAUGACCAAAUUGUGGAAGUUGAUGGCAUCAGUCUGGUUGGUGUUACCCAAAAUUUUGCUGCAACUGUUCUUAGAAACACAAAAGGCAAAGUCAGGUUUGUCAUUGGCCGAGAAAAACCAGGCCAGGUGAGCGAGGUGGCGCAGCUGAUCAGCCAGACUCUGGAGCAGGAACGCCGCCAGAGAGAGCUGCUGGAGCAGCACUAUGCACAGUAUGAUGCAGAUGAUGAUGAGACAGGGGAAUAUGCUACAGACGAAGAAGAUGAAGACAUGGGACCUGUCCUUCCAGGAGGUGACAUGGCUAUUGAAGUGUUUGAUCUCCCUGAAAACGAUGACAUGUUCUCCCCCAGUGAUGUGGACACCAACAAGCUUGCUCACAAAUUCAAAGAGUUGCAAAUCAAACAUGCAGUUACAGAAGCUGAAAUUCAGAAGCUGAAGACAAAGCUGCAGGCUGCUGAGAAUGAGAAGGUGAGGUGGGAAUUGGAGAAGACCCAACUCCAGCAGAACAUUGAGGAGAAUAAGGAGAGGAUGAUGAAAUUAGAGAGUUAUUGGAUUGAGGCACAAACCCUGUGUCACACAGUGAAUGAACACCUCAAGGAGACACAAAGCCAGUAUCAGGCUCUGGAGAAGAAAUACAACAAGGCAAAGAAAUUAAUCAAGGAUUUUCAGCAAAAAGAACUUGACUUCAUCAAACGCCAGGAAGCUGAACGAAAGAAACUCGAAGACUUGGAGAAAGCACACCUUGUGGAGGUUCAAGGCUUACAGGCUCGUAUACAAGACUUGGAAGCAGAAGUUUUCAGGCUAAUGAAGCAAAAUGGGAGCCAGGUUAACAAUAACAACAACAUUUUUGAAAGGCAGACAUCUUUUGGAGACGUUUCUAGAGGAGAUCCAGUGGAAAAUCUAGAUACUAAGCAAGUGUCCUGCCUGGAUGGCUUAAGCCAAGAUUUCAGUGAAGCAGUGCCAGAAACAGAGAGGCUGGACUCCAAAGCUCUGAAGACUCGAGCUCAGCUUUCAGUGAAGAACAAGCGGCAGAGGCCAUCCAGAACAAGGCUGUAUGAUAGCAUCAGUUCAACCGAUGGAGAGGACAGCCUAGAACGAAAGCCGUCGAACAAUUACAGUAGUCCCAUGCACAUUUCAAAACCACCACUGCCCUCAUGCAUGAGAGCAUCCUCACCAGCAUCAGAUUCUGGUGCUUCCUCCCUCUCCCCCGUGGCUAGCAGUGCAACAAUCUCACUUGACAACUUAACUGAAAACCAAGAAGAAGGACAGCAGCACAAAGGAGAUGUCCUUUCCCCACCUGCUCAGGGAGACACUCCACUUUCCUCUCCUUCCAAAUCUGGGCACAGCUCUGAGGCAUCUCCUUUGCAUCACCCAGCUGGCAGGAAUAUUUUACAAGAUAAAGAUGGUGCCACAUGUGCUCAGGCAGCAAGAACAACUGGCCCUGCUAUAGGGCAUACAGAAAAACUAAAGCGAAAGCUUGCAGAUCUUGGGGCUCCCUUGAGGAGGAGUUCAAACAAGGGCAAGAAGCGGAAAGAGAAAGAAGCUGUUAGGGUGACCUGUGGCAGUAGGAUGGCCAAGGAUGUGCUGCAGAAGCAAGCCAGCACUAAACCCUUAUCAGAGAGAUCCUCCUCUCUCCCACACUGUGUACCAUUCACAUGGUAUGGAGAGAGUGGCAAGGGAUCCAAUUCUUCCAGCAACCUGCCGUCGCCCACCAGCUCAACCGAACCUUCCUCUGAAAACAUAAGUCCAGCUAAAAAAGGGUCAAAGAAUUUCACGUUCAACGAUGAUUUCAGUCCCAGCAGCACGAGCUCAGCUGAUUUGAGUGGCUUAGGAGCAGAACCUAAACCCCCAGGUUUCUCACAUUCCUUGGCACUGUCUUCAGAUGAGAGCCUGGAUAUGAUUGAUGAUGAGAUCCUGGAUGAGGGGCAGUCACCUAAGCACAGCCAGUGCCAGAGCCGUGCCGUUCAGGAGUGGAGCGUGCAGCAGGUGUCCCACUGGCUGAUGAGCCUCAACCUGGAGCAGUAUGUGUCUGAAUUCAGCGCCCAGAAUGUUAAUGGGGAGUAUCUCCUUCAGCUGGAUGGCAGCAAGCUCAAGGCUCUCGGUAUGACAUCUUCCCAGGACAGAGCAGUCAUUAAAAAAAAACUAAAGGAAAUGAAAGCAUCCUUGGAGAAAGCUCGCAAAGCUCAAGAGAAGAUGGAGAAGCAAAGGGAAAAGCUGCGGAGGAAGGAACAAGAGCAGCUGCAGAGGAAAUCGAAGAAGCCAGACAAGUGUUCGUCAGAUGCGACAGAGGGCACCAACGAGCAGUGACAGGCAGCUGCCCUGUGGGCAGGUGGAGGCACCUCAAGGGAAAAGAAACUCAGAUCACUCUGGUGCCUCUGCAGCUUCCUUGUGCUGCUUCCAGGAGGUGUGCACAGCGAAGUGGGGCUGUACAUAGAGUUCCCUGCCAGGUCUCCAUUGUGUAGGUUCCUUUUCCCUCAUACCCACUCCCACGCCUUGGCGGUGCCGUGUGGCAUGAGCCCAGCCCCUCGGAUUGUUUCAUUGUUGUUGACAGCUGACCGAUUUCAUGUUCAUGUGGCAAUGUUUCCUUCCAAACUUCUCUGUU
This is a messenger RNA of Indicator indicator, 4327 nucleotides long. It is a transcript of the gene PPP1R9A, whose product is annotated as protein phosphatase 1 regulatory subunit 9A. Lineage: Eukaryota; Metazoa; Chordata; Aves; Piciformes; Indicatoridae. Bases 1 to 4032 code for a protein of 1343 amino acids. The transcript has 19 exons. Gene Ontology annotation, biological process: calcium-mediated signaling; actin filament organization; neuron projection development. Gene Ontology annotation, cellular component: actin cytoskeleton; postsynaptic density; cytoplasm. The record is from RefSeq and is a predicted model, not a curated record. Gene Ontology annotation, molecular function: actin filament binding.